This is a messenger RNA of Zootoca vivipara (common lizard), 6436 nucleotides long. It is a transcript of the gene RSPRY1, whose product is annotated as ring finger and SPRY domain containing 1. Lineage: Eukaryota; Metazoa; Chordata; Lepidosauria; Squamata; Lacertidae. Gene Ontology annotation, cellular component: cytoplasm. The record is from RefSeq and is a predicted model, not a curated record. Gene Ontology annotation, molecular function: ubiquitin-protein transferase activity; protein binding.
AUAAGGAGACUGGGUUUUUUCACAAAGGGUGGUGGUUCAUUCCUAGAGUUUCUGAGAAAUUAAGUAUUGUGCAGAAAAAUCAAGUUUUCUUAUAAGUCUUUAUUUUGUUACACUGGCUCAUAGUAGGCAUUCUGUGUGUGUGUGUGUGUGUGUGUGUGUGUGUGUGUGUGUGUGUACGCGCUAAGAAAAUGAGAGUAUCAGGUGUCAAAAGGUAUUUAUUUCUAGUGUUGUGCCUGGAGCCCACAAAAAUAGAACUCUUGCUGGAAGAAUUUGUGUCUGAUGCAAUCAGUUGGCAAACAUGUUGCUAAAAAUACAUGUACUGUAGUACGUAGUUAACAGAGAGCAGCUGAAAGAGGCUGGUAGUUGGGAGUCCUCGUGCUGCUUCCUUGAUUCACAGAACUAGCAGUAGCCAAUUCUUGUUUUCAUCAGUAUUAGCACUUCCCAAUGUGUGUGUUCCUCUGAUAAGCAGAGGUGACUAAAAGCAUGCUGGCUAUUUGAAGGGAGUUCUUGAACUGUCUGACAGGCAGACCAGGCAAGGCCUGCUGAUAGUAGGGCCAAAAACCAUUGCUAUGUCCGAAUUAAAGCUUGGAAGUUGCUUUUUUCUUCCCCUAAGUUGUACUGUGCAAUGCUUUCCAGACCUGUGAAUGAUACCCUUGGUUCCCGACGCAUUUCUUGGCCACUAACACACUGGUUUGUGCAUACAGCAAGUUACAGCAACUACUGUACCGUAUUUUCCCCCUCUAUAAGAUGCCCCCAUGUAUAAGAUGCCCCCUAUUUUGGGGGACUCUGAUUUAAGAAAAUGGGGGGAGAUCUAUCCGUGUAUAAGAUGCCCCCCUAAUUUUGGUCAUUAUUUUUUAGGGGGGAAAUCAUGGAACAAAUAUGGUAUGUAGGGCUGUGAUUUUAUUGGCUGAUGGUUUGGAAAUUAUUUGAGCGAAAUUAAGGCUGCUAUAUUUCUAAAUUUCAUAAAUAUAUAGAACAGCACAAUUUUAUGUGAUGUAAGUUCCCGUAUACAUAAUGGGUUGUAUCCAGCAUAGCACUACAUGAACAAAGUGCAUUGGAUGGACGGUGUUUAACUACCUCGUCUCAUCAGUGCAAGGAUUUCUGCUUGCGCAACAGAAUGUUAUGCCCCCUCCCACUAUUCUAGGGUUUCCCCUAACACUCCUGAGCAGAUUUGGCAAGGCCACAGGGCACACGAGGGGGAGGAGGCAGGGAAGUCUUAUUAUGCAAACAGAAAUCCUUGUGCUGAUGAGACAAGGUAGUUGAACGUUAUGAGUGCAUUUUGUUCUCUUACAGAGGUAAAGUAACAAAAUAAAAAAAAAAUCCUUCCAGUAGCACCUUAGAGACCAAGUAAGUUUGUCAUUGGUAUGAGCUUUCGUGUGCAUUUCUUCAGAUACUGUUCACUGAAACAGAAGUCACCAGACCCUUAUAUCUGGUGAGAGGGUGGGGAGGGGUAUUACUCAGAAGGGUGUUGGGAAUGGGAGAGGUAGAGUAAGUUUAGAGCUGAUAAGGAAAUGUGUUGCAUACACUUCAGUUUCUUCCCCUGCUCCCCAUGUCUUUUCACACGGGACUGACUCACAGCUUCCACAUUGCCAGAAAUGUUCUGUCUCUGUUAGGGGUAGGGGGAUAUGUGGCAUAUGUGAAACAAAGCAUAAACGAAAAACUAGAAAUUGGCUGGCAGUGCUCUUUAUAGAUUGAUGUACUUAAGUGAAAAAUACAGAAAAAAUACAGGCUUUGCCUCUGCAAAGUCAGUUCAAUCAAAUUAGCUUUUCUAACUUGUAUACAGUAUAUCCAAAGUGCAUUAAGGUGGUGCGACAGCUGAGGGUUACAUAGACUGUUUACUGUGAGCUGUAAGAUGGCUGGUGCACACUUGUUUAUGUAUUGAGUGCCCAACAGAGCAGUUUUGCUUUCUGUAAGGGCUACUUAACUUCGCAUUUGCAGCUUAUCUUUGUUUUUGCAGCAUGUGUAGAACUUCUUUUUCAGGAAAAAUAGCCUGGCAAACUGAGGAGAGUGAUAAGCUCCCCCUUGUUAGUUGAGAGUCUCCAUCCCAAGUACAUAGUGUGCUAAUUCACUGGUUUUACACCAUGAGCUGGCUCCUCAUGAUUUUAAGAGAAACUUGGACAUUGUGCUUUGAAACCAAAUUAUGCAUGCUGUUGUACAGCCUGUAUCAGUUUAGGAAAAAAAUAAGGCAGAGGAACAACUUUAAUAGGCUUGCAUCAGCGUACCUUCAUCCUAGGUGCACAGUCAUUUCAUGGGUUGUUGUAAGUUAUGAAGUUUCAAGAUGAUUGACUUGAUGCUUCAGCCUCUAGGAAUCUGUGAAGGCCUCCUUUUGGAUGACCAAUGUGUAUCUUCAGUGAUGAUGCCAGACACUAACCCAGCCAUUCCCUGCCCAUUCCAGUUGUUACAGACUCAUAUGACGCAAAAGCUGCAAUUCAGGAUCCAAAAAACAUUGCUUUUAAAACUGUCUAGAUGAUUGUCGUUGCUUUGGUUGUGUUCUAUGCAAGCAGGAGCCUUCUCCAAGGUUUACGGCUGACCCUUGAACAGCACAUUCCCUGUUUGCUGCAAACCUUGGGGGCUAGCAGCAUGGGCAACUCCUGUGUUUGUCGGGAAGACAGUGGGGUAGAAGACAAUGCAGAAUCCAGAAGUCGCCAGACAGAGAACAGCAGAGUGCCUGUAUCGGACUCCAGGAGCCACCCGAGGGACCCAGUGAGGCCCCCCCGGCGGGGACGGGGGCCACAUGAACCAAGAAGGAAAAAACAUAAUGUGGAUGGAUUAGUACUUGACACGCUAGCAGUAAUUCGGACGUUGGUAGACAAUGAUCAGGAACCUCCUUAUUCAAUGAUGACUUUGCAUGAAAUGGCUGAAACAGAUGAAGGCUGGCUGGAAGUUGUCCAGUCCUUAAUUAGAGUUAUUCCAUUAGAAGAUCCCCUGGGACCAGCUGUUAUAACUUUGCUUUUGGAUGAGUGUCCAUUGCCAACGAAAGAUGCAUUGCAGAAGUUAACGGAAAUAUUAAGUUUAAGUGGAGCUGUUGCUUGCCAGGAUGCCUGUCAUCCUGCCAAACACCGGAACACAACAGCAGUACUGGGCUGUUUGGCAGAAAAACUUGCAGGCCCUGCAAGUGUAGGUUUACUCAGCCAAGGGAUCUUGGAAUACUUGCUGCAGAGCUUGGAGUUCCAGUCCCACCCAACCGUAAUGCUUUUUGCACUAAUAGCCCUGGAAAAGUUUGCACAAACAAGUGAAAAUAAAAUGACCGUUUCUGAAACGUGCAUCAGUGACCAGCUAGUCUUGUUAGAGAAAUGGACAGAUAAUCCAGACUACUUAAAACGCCAAGUUGGAUUCUGUGCCCAGUGGAGUUUAGACAAUCUAUUUUUGAAAGAAGGCAGGCAGUUUACAUACGAGAAAGUUGACUUGACCAACAUAAAUGCCAUGCUGAAUAGUAAUGAUGUCAGUGAAUACCUUAAGAUCUCACCACGUGGGUUGGAGGCCCGAUGUGAUGCGUCGUCUUUUGAAAGCGUUCGAUGUACUUUCUGUGUGGAUUCUGGAGUUUGGUACUAUGAAGUCACAGCCAUUACUUCUGGGGUGAUGCAGAUAGGAUGGGCUACCAAAGACAGCAAAUUCCUCAAUCAUGAAGGUUACGGUAUCGGGGACGAUGAGUACUCCUGUGCAUAUGAUGGCUGCCGGCAGCUGAUCUGGUAUAAUGCCAGAAGUAAACCACAUUCCCACCCGUGCUGGAAGGAAGGUGAUACAAUAGGAUUUUUGCUGGACCUACAAGACAAGAAAAUGAUCUUUUAUUUAAAUGGGAAUCAGCUUCCUGCUGAGAAGCAAGUCUUUUCUUCUGCUGUGUCUGGCUUCUUCCCUGCAGCUAGUUUCAUGUCUUAUCAACAGUGUGAGUUCAACUUUGGAGCAAAACCUUUCAAAUAUCCACCAUCAGCUAAAUUUAGCACCUUUAAUGACUAUGCCUUCUUGACAGCAGAAGAGAAAAUCAUUUUACCAAGACAUAGACGACUGGCCUUGCUAAAACAAGUGAGCAUUCGAGAGAAUUGCUGCACUCUUUGCUGUGAUGAAAUAGCAGACACAGAACUCAGGCCAUGUGGUCACAGUGACUUGUGCAUGGAGUGUGCCUUGCAACUAGAGACCUGCCCUUUGUGUCGACAAGAAAUACAGACUCGGGUCCGACAGAUCGCUCACAUUUCAUGACACGUGGGGAACUGUAUCUUGUGAACUUCCCUCUGAUCCAUUCCAUUCAGUGCUAGAAGGGAAAAGGGCAGCUCUGACCGAGCCACACACAAGCUGAGAGCCCCAACUGUGGCCCACUUUUAUGCUGAACAGUAGACGGAAACGUGUUAAGUCACGCUGCUGCCUCAGAGCUGUGGAAUGUUCUUUUAGCAGAAACGAAAGUUGGCGGUGAGACUUGAGCUACCUGUUGGUUCGUCUCUGAUCAAGGUGGCUGGAAAGUCUGCCUCUUAAGUUUGUCCCCUGUCCACUCGUCCCAUUUUCCUUUCUUCCGCUGCUCCUUCCUCUUGCCCAUCACAUGUCAACAGUUUUGCACUGGAAACAUAAGGCUCAUAAUCUCCUCUAAUGGGGGCAUAUCUGUCUUCUAAAGCCUUUAUUUCAGCAGCCGUCACACAUUUAAAAACAACACCAAUAUUUCUUGGUCAAUGUAGCUUCCUGCUGGUCAGAGACCCUCUGUAUUUUGGACUGUUGACCUGAAAAUGUUCAGACUUGAAUUCUACAUGAAGAAACUGAUUUGUAAAGGAGGUGUUGAGAUUCUAGAAGAAUCCAAUUUUUUUUAUAACUCUGUGAUUCCAAAGAACAUUGAUUCUUCCACCACCUUUUUUUUAAAACUGCAGAAAACUGCAUUUUCAUUCAUAGUGUUUCUAGUUCCUUCAAUUUCAGUACCUACAUUGUUGUCAAAAAAGAAGUGAUUUUAAGGAGGGAUUCUUAUAACAACAGUGCCAGACUGGAGAUAGCUUGUUAUUCUGGGUAUUUUAAAAGGUACCAUUGAUUUUUCUCUCUCUCUCUUUUUAAAUUCAGUAUUUGUUCUUGCAAGUUCUGUACGUUUUGAAAGUAUUGAGCUAUAGAACUCAAGAUCUGGAAAGAAAAUGUGGAGAAACUGUAUUAAUAUUGUUUUGAAAGAAAUACAUGUUGUUUGAAUAGCAAGUCAGUCUAGGUUGACUAAACUACCAUUUCAUUUACGUAGGCUCUAACAAACCUAGUCUGCGAAGCUCAUGCCUAUCCACUUGGCAAAACAUGUGGGAAGGAGGGACACACUGUGCAACUUCUAGGGUUGCACAAACCAAUAUCAAAAAGCUCAUAGGGGCAAUGUGCAUAUUGUGCCUCUGUGCAAGUGCAGAAAAAUCACUGAAAUCAGCUGUGUGAGAAUCUCAGCCUUAAAGAAAAGAAAGUAAGUUUCUAGUUACGGUUGCAAGGUACCUUUGGAAGGAUAUGUGAAUAAUGUCUGUUGAAUUCUUAAGAUGUCUCGACAUUGUUGAAUCACAUUUCCAGUGGUUCAGGAUGGGGCUUCAGUUUCCCGUCUUAAUUUAUAGAGUGCUGAAUCCAGCUUUUCUUGAUUCAUUAAAAAACAAAAAGCAGUUGCAACUAUUAUUUAUUUUACUAAAAUCUGCUACCCGCUUUUCUUUAUAAAGGAAUUCCAAAGCUGGGUACAAUACCAAUGAAAUACAAUAAAACCAUAAACUGGGAUAGCUCAGUUGGUCAAGCAUGAUACUCUUCUCAGGGCUGUGGGUUCGAGCCCCAUGUUGAGCAAAAGAUUCCUGCAUUGCAGGGAGUCGGACUACUUGAUCCUCAUGGUCCCUUCCAGCUCUACAAUUCUAUGCAGUAACGUCAGAUGAGAGCACAUAGACUGUUUAAUAAUACCUGUUUACAAAGUGUAGCAACACAGAUACCCCCAAACCUGGUUGAACAGUAGAUCUUCAGUAGUCACUGAAAGCUGACAACUCAGCGCCAGGCAAGUCCACAUAGUAUUAUCCAUGGCCCUACCCAGUUUUCAAUUAGUAAUUUGUACCCCUAAAUAUGUUUCUUUGGAAAAGAGCCUUCAGUUGAACUUUCAACUAAUAGACUGGGGUCCUUGCAAGUGGUUCUGUCUUCUCAGAUGGGUUUUGGUCUUUCAUCUUUCUGAACCGAAACCCUUCUCAUUAGGUGUCAAAACACUAAUGAACUUGCAAGGAAUUUUAAAAGCUGUGAUAGGAAAUGCCAAGUUUUGAUAGAUAUUUUCCUGAUGGACCAAGACAGUGAGGAAGCGUAAUUUCCUGGGCCCUGUGGAAGAUUGAGUUCACCUUAGGCAAGAAGUCAGGGUCGGGUCAUAGGACCAUAUUGCCCAGGUGGCUGAUACUGUAUAGAGUCCCUUCCAGACCAAGAGGACCCUGAGUUUCCCCACUUUUGUUGCUGAAGUUACUGCUACCAGGUGAACUCCCUGCAGUAG